UACAAGAAAACUAUAUUACAUCAUUUCAGAAAUAUUGUUUUGUUUUGUGUGUCAUCAAGAUAUUUGUGCAUGUUGUUAAAAGUUAUUCUAAACUGGAAUGAAUUCAGGAUAUGCAUUCUCUAGGCAGUAGGCCGCUAAUAGCGGUUUCUCUGGCGAUACCGUCAAUUAUUCUCAUCGGAUAUCUCUGGCAGAAGCGAAGGGCCGAGGAAGCGGAGGCAAAUAAAUCAGAUUUAAGUCAAUAUCUUGGAGCUAUCGACUCAAGGGAAGUAUCAUUGAAGCUCGAGAAUUUAAACAGAUCAAGGUUGGAUUGUAUCGAAGAGGAGAGGACCGAGGUUCAGGAGGAUAAGAUAGUUAAUUUUCUGGAAAUUGCAGAGCAAGCUACCUGUACAGUUGCUGAGAACUCGUCUGUUCUAACUGAAACCACUGCGACGGUUGAGGUGUUAGAAAGCGCCCCCGAGUCUUUAGAAUCCAAACCGGAGGUUAUUACAGUCGAAACCGUGUCCGUGGAAUCACUGGAGAAUCCCCCCACUAUGACCGUCAAGAAAGUUAUUGAGGAUAUAGAGGUUGAGAAGAAGGUAGAAGUCCCUGACGUUUUCUCUGCUUUAAAGGAUCCUAUCUGUGAAUUAUCAACAUCUCCGGUUAAAUCCGAGUCCCUCGACAGCCAGAGAUCUUGUGAAUCCUGGAGCGAUCUUAUCGAGCAGGACGAACUGGAGAAGAGUUUAUGUGAGAAACUGGAUUUAAGUGAGAAUACUAGACACGACUCCGGGGUCGCGUCUCCUACAGACGAUUUGUCGGAGUCUGGACGGAAAGCAAGAGAUGAUAAAUCAAGGAUGAGUUCAGGAGAAGAUGCAGGAAUUGGAGGUUCGGAAACAGGAGAUGUGAGCGAUUCAGGACAGGGCAGUGAAUUGUGUUUUGAAGAUACACAAUGUUUAGCAUAUCAUUUCUAUGUUCAAGACUAUCUCUGUGGUGCCUUUAUUGGAUCCAAUGGUUCCAACAUUAAGAAAAUGAAGUCUGAGUGUCAAUGUAACAUAAUACUUAAAGACGAACACACAUCUUCCAAGCAGAAAAGCGAUCAGGUUCGUGGUCGAGGAAGGGAUCGGAGGUACGCUGAAGUAAAAAUGAAUCUAUGCAUCAUAGAGGGAACAAGAACCAAUAUCGACAAAUGCCUCGAAAUGAUUAAAAAGAAGUUUGAUCAGAAUCCUGAGCUAACACUUGAACAAAUCAACAAACCUCUAAAAAGCAACCUCUCCCAGUGUAAUGGUUCAUUAACUCUAUCUGAGGGAAUAAUGCACGAUGUUUACGUCUCCGCAGUUGUUAAUGGAGGUCACGUGUUCAUUCAGCAGCCAACUCAUCCUACCUUCCCUGCACUAGAGAGAUUAGACUCCUGUAUGUUUAACACCUAUACACAGUUGUCUACACCGGAAAUGUCGAAACCUAUUCCUAUAAAUAGUUUGUGUGUUGUUAACAGUAGCGAGGGAUGGUAUAGAUGCGAGGUAUUGGGUUACGAUGAGAUUGAUGACGUAUGUGAUAUUAAAUAUCUGGACUAUGGAGGCUAUGAUAUUGUUUCUACAGACCAACUUAGACAAAUCAGAUCAGAUUUCCAGUUUCUACCUUUCCAGGCUAUUGAAUGUUACCUUGCCAAUCUCGUACCUACAGAAGAAGACACCGUUUCCGCUGCUAUCCUUGAAGAACUAGUCUCAAACCAGAUGGUUCAAGCAAGGAUGAUUGGUUUGAACGAGGACGGCGUUCCAAUGAUUCACCUCUACAGAUCAGUUAACGGUCAAACAGUCAUGGUCAAUCGAGAGCUUGUAGACAGGAAUUGUGCUGAUUGGAUUGAAGCCACCAUAGUUCCUCUUAUUCCUGUUGCAGAUCACUAGAACACUUCAGGUGAUUUCAGUCCGUCCUCUGGUUCCUGGUGGUAAAUAGAUAGAACUCCCUCCUACCUAGUAGCCUGUUAGGGAACCUUGAGAUUCAUCCUACAAUCAUCAUUAACUGGGAGUAGGGUUCGAAGCUGUUCUUUUACUCCGGGUGGUUAAACCCAGUGGUCUCAUAGUGAAAUUAAUGUUUGAAAUAACCUUAAGUGCUCAAGUUCUACAUCAACUUAAAUUGAAUUAUUUUUUAAUAUUUAAAUUUAGUAUGCCAUAUUGUAUGCUCAGGUGUAAAUUAAAAAUUUAUUUGUUAGUUU
Eurytemora carolleeae is the source of this 2185-nucleotide messenger RNA. Its product is annotated as A-kinase anchor protein 1, mitochondrial. The transcript is spliced from 13 exons. NCBI's taxonomy places the organism in Eukaryota, Metazoa, Arthropoda, Copepoda, Calanoida, Temoridae. Gene Ontology annotation, molecular function: RNA binding. The coding region runs from base 111 to 1877 and encodes 588 amino acids. The record is from RefSeq and is a predicted model, not a curated record.